Macrobrachium nipponense is the source of this 1932-nucleotide messenger RNA. RefSeq names its product lambda-crystallin homolog. Gene Ontology annotation, biological process: fatty acid metabolic process. Lineage: Eukaryota; Metazoa; Arthropoda; Malacostraca; Decapoda; Palaemonidae. The record is from RefSeq and is a predicted model, not a curated record. Bases 35 to 922 code for a protein of 295 amino acids. Gene Ontology annotation, molecular function: L-gulonate 3-dehydrogenase activity; NAD+ binding. The transcript is spliced from 8 exons.
UUUGGGCAGUGGAUUCAUUGGACAGAGUUGGGCAAUGCUGUUUGCCAGUGUUGGAUACCAAGUGCGCAUAUACGAUGCCAACCAAGAUCAAAUUUCUGCAGCUUUGGACAAUAUCAAGAAACAGUUAAAGACCCUGAAAGAAUCAGGAUUGCUUCGUGGAAAAUUAACAGCUGAUCAACAGAUCCAGUGCAUAAAAGCUGCAUCAAGCCUGAAGGAUUGUGUAGAAGGUGCCAAGUUUGUCCAAGAAUCUGUUUUUGAGGACAUGGAAGUCAAGAAAAAGGUAUUCCAAGAGAUUGAUGAAUUUGCAGGUCCAAAGACAGUGCUUGCAUCAUCUACAUCUUGCAUUGUUCCUUCAAAGUUUACUGCUGACUUGGCACACAAAGAAAACUGCAUUGUUUCACAUCCAGUGAAUCCUCCAUAUUAUGUUCCAAUGGUGGAGGUUGUUCCUGCUCCUUGGACAAGCAAAGAAACCGUCAACAUGACACGAGCUAUACUGAAGGAAAUUGGCCAGUCCCCUGUUGUGUUUACAAAAGAACAGCCAGGGUUUGGUGCUAACAGAAUUCAAUAUGCUAUUUUGAAUGAGUGCCACAAUAUGGUUACCAAUGGAAUUCUGAGUGCCGAAGAUGUAGACGCCCUGAUAAGAGAUGGGCUUGGGUAUCGUUAUGCCUGGAUGGGCCCUCUUGAAACUGCUUUACUCAAUGCUAAUGGAAUGGAAGAUUACAUGGACCGCUAUGGAUCAACAAUAAACAAUAUCUCAAAACUAUUGGGGCCGACUCCAUCAUGGAAGAAAGAGGACUCCAAAGUACUGUGUUCGCAGUUGGAAAGUUGGUUGCCCACAGAGAAACUUCAGGAGCGCCGUGAAUGGAGGGAUGUUAGGUUGAUUGCCUUAUACAAAUUGAAGAGAGAUAUGAAGGACAACUGAGAAAAUUACUGAAGAAAGUUUCUUAUAAGUUUUCUAUAAAUCAUGCUUUGUUAUUUUGUAAGUCACAUAUGACAUUAGCUUUGGGAGCAUUUCAAUUAUGUUGGAAAAUCAGUUACUUUUUAAUUUUUUCAUUUUUAAUGUUACAGGAAAAGAAAAUACAGCAUACAGCUUGUGUCGCUUUUGGUUAAAGAUAUACAUUUUUAAAGCUUUACGUUUUUUUGCUUGAUGCAAAAUAUUUUUCUGUGUUUUGGGGAAACUUACCUUUUAUAACAUGAUGAUUUUUUAAUACAGUAGACUUUCACAGUAGAGUUCAAGUCAUGAAGUCUUACGGUUUUGGAUGUCCAAUAAGGAAUGUUGAAAUGCCAAUUAUCAGAGAGAGUUUUCAUGGCUGACUAGGCUAGGCUUUUUCUUGUUUUUAGACUCCAUUAACGAACUUGGAAGCAUUAGUUACAUUAUCAAAAGGAAAAUAUAUGUCUGUAUUUGUAUGAAAACAUGUAUUUCACCAGAUAUAAAGUAAGCAAAGAUUGUUGGUGAUAUAAUGCAAAGGUUGAUCACAAAACAAGCUUAUGUACACGUUAUUCACAAAUCGUGUUUACACUAGAAAGAUAUUAAAGAAUUGCAGUUAAGUGGUUGUAAUAUCACAGUUGUAAGGGAAGCCAAAGAUAUACAGUAGUCAUAAAGGUGCUUGGGACAAAGACCCAUCACAAAAAACUUAGUAGUAAAUAUGCAGCACCAAUAAGACCCUUGUAUCUCCCACAUUACGCAUUGCCACAUAGCAUCGCAUCCAAUGCUUUUAUAAUUCUGGCAAUGCUAAACUAGCACUUAAUCAUGACACAUUGUAUCCAGAUCAGCUUAAAAAACAUUAUUUAAAAUAAUAGGCACUUGAUGCUGAAAGAAAUAGUCUGAUAGUGUAAGUUUCUACUGUAUCUUGUAGCUUUAAAGUACAAUUCUAUGGGUGAAUGGGAUUUUGAUGUUUUGUUUUUAAGAUAAAUAUAUUUGUUUACAUUUAG